Molecule: messenger RNA, 2829 nt
Organism: Pisolithus orientalis
Lineage: Eukaryota; Fungi; Basidiomycota; Agaricomycetes; Boletales; Pisolithaceae
Product: Frag1/DRAM/Sfk1 family-domain-containing protein
Exons: 17
Coding region: 1-2829 (942 amino acids)
Biological process (GO): fungal-type cell wall organization; GPI anchor biosynthetic process
Cellular component (GO): endoplasmic reticulum
Molecular function (GO): catalytic activity
Source: RefSeq, a predicted model, not a curated record
AUGGCCGGUCGCAACAAGAAACAACACUUUCAGCGAUCUACUGGCCGUGACAGGCUGGUCAUCGAUGCCUCUUACUUCGCUGCCGUCCAUACAUACCUCGCACUUGUAGCGUUCGGUUCAGCUUUACUGUUGGGCUGCGCAUUGCACUUCAAGAAAAUCGUCAAGAACGGUGUUGCCGGAUAUCCUGACGAGUGGUUUCCAUCCGUGUCCGCUACCAUUGGUGAUUGGUACCCGGAACGCAACCUAUUCCAGAUCCUCAUUGCAAUUACCAGUGGUCCACGAUUCUCCAUCGUGUUUCUCCAGUACUUACUCCAUCGUCAGCCCCAGUCGAGCUCGCCAAGAUGGUUGUUUCUCUUUGGCAUCAUACGGACACUUUCUUGUGGUGGUUGGGUGUAUAUCACUUCAAACGACGAUCAUGACGUGCAUGACGUGCUCAUGAUCUUGUAUAUCUUGUGUAAUGUUCCCUGGAUGCUGGGAGGCAUUCAUUGUACCCCGGCGGGCCACACAGAGUCUCGUAGAAAAAGGUUUUUCGGGUCCAUAAUACCCAUGGUCUAUUUCUUCGUCCAGCAUAAAGUGUACAAGAUACCUGGAGCAUAUACUCGGUAUUCCUUCUUUGAAUGGGGCCUCAUACUACUGGACAUUCUUUAUGACUCCAUAACGGGAAUUGAUUUCGAACGCUCUAAAUUACAGGCAAGAAAGUCGUAUAUACGAAAACUCGCCAUGAAUUCAACUGACUUGCACAUAGCCUACUUGUUCUGGUCCAAUGUCACGUCCCUGCUCACUACGCUCUUCUACUUUUCUAUUUGGGAGCUAGGCUUUUCCGGCUCAGAGGCUGCCCUAUUCGUUUAUCUUUCUCCUGUAUUGUUGGGGAUUGCCUCUUUGCGCCAGUGGGCAAUUACCACGCAAGGCCGCGUGGCACUGCGCUUGCUUUCACUUGUUGGUCUCGUUGCAUACAAGCUCGAUGACCCAGUGACAAGGCUAUUUGUAGUUGGAAGUGCUAACUUGGUCAGCCUAGUCAGUCAUUGCAUCCUGGGAGUGGGCUUGAUACUGUCGUCAUUGUCGAAACAUGCGAAUCAUUCCAACAAUCCGGUUUGGCCAAUGCUAAACGAAGAAAUCGGAGGUUACAACAAGGUGGGAAUAGCGUUGGCCCUUCUUGCACUCCUGGAGUUGGGCACGCGUUCCCCUGCACCCCGCCGCACCUCUAUGCCACCUCAAAAGGGAGCGGGCGCGAGCUCCUUUCACAAGCAUGACAUUGCCAACCAUUGGUUGGCACCGUCCAUUGCUUUGGGUUCUUUGUUUUUUACGUUGCAUUGCCUGCUCACAGACUCCAGCACCAUAAUAGCCUGGUCUUGGACAGGCUACGAGUCCCGCAAGCCGAGAGGACCUUUGCCACACUUAUACGGCGCUGUCACAAUUCUGGCACAGUCAUUGGGACUGUUGAUUCCAGUCGUCCUGCCAUCCCAUGUGGCGUCUGCAUUACUCACUCACAUUGCUUGGUUCGCGUACGGCUGCGCAAGCGCCUUCAUCAUGUACAGUUUCAGAAAUUGGCUGGGCUUCGCUGGUGGCCUCAAUUUUGCAGUCUUCUGCAUGUCGAUAACCCCCUCAGUUCUGUCGCAGGCCGCAAUGGGUGGAGUUAACACUCCAGGUCGAACCUUGUUUCUGGCUUUCUUCUUCGUAGUUGUAUUUUAUGUCGCGAAUGUGUUCACUGCGGCAUACGCGUUUGUGCCGGGUGGUGUGUACUUCAGGGAAAGGACAGAUUUGGUCCUUGUAGCACAACUCGCAGCGAUGUCAUUUGCAUUUAGGUGGCCAAAGACAAAAUUUAGGAAGCUUGGCCCUUCACUUCAUAUUUCUGGAGCAACCGCAUCAUACAUUGCGACCCUCCUUGUCGUGAUGUCGCUCACCUCGGUACUCGUCACUAUCUUUCACUGGCCGAUGAUUGGGCCCAGCCCCUACAAACCUGGAACUGGGAUACUUAAUGCGGGAAUAUGGACCGUUCACUUCGGGUUUGACAACGCAGGGCGCGAUAGUCAACGUCGGAUGCGAGAUGUCAUUAGAGAUAUGCAAUUGGAUGUGGUGGGCUUGCUGGAAACGGACUUGCACCGCACGGUGUACGGGAACCGUGAUUUGACCCGCGUUAUAGCGGAGGAGUUGGGAUAUUAUGUGGAUUUGGGUCCGGGACCCAACAUGCACACUUGGGGAGCGGCCUUGCUGUCAAAAUUCCCUAUCAUCAAUUCUUCCCAUCACCUACUACCUUCACCUCAUGGCGAGCUUGCCCCAGCAAUCGAGGCAACUUUGGAUAUAUACGGAACCGAGGUGACAGUGGUCAUUUCACACAAUGGACAAGGCAGGCUUUUAAAGGAAGAUGCCUUAGAUCGUGAAUUGCAGAGCAGGGAGUUGGCACGUAUCAUGGCCAACUUAUAUCCCCGACCUGUCGUCUUCUUAGGAUAUGUGGUCACAAAACCACAUGCACCCAGACCUGCUCCAUACGACUUCCUUGUAAAUGAUGGCUUGAUGUACGACAUCGAUCCUCACGACAUGGAUAGAUGGUGUGAAUAUAUUUUGUACAGAGGUCUCUAUAGGACGGCAUAUGCACGAGUCUCCCGCGGCAUCGUUACCGAUACAGAACUACAGAUCGGUCAAUUUGUUGUUCCAAAGCACGGCUUCAACCUCGUCAAUCAAACCGAAGAAUCGCGAUUAUUGCGUGGCUGGAAAGAAGAGCUCCCAGAAGACCAUGUCUGUAAUUUAAUUCUCCCUACCUCUCUAAAGUACUUACAGACUGUCAGUGGCUGCCAAUGGAGUACUAUGGUGAUGAGCGGCAAGGAGGGGUGA